CUUGUGAACUUCACCUGGCGGAGCUGCGACACGGAGGGAACAUGGCUGCGGGACCCGGAGCGCCUCUGCGGGUUUUGCUGCUCGCUCUGUGCUGCUCGGGAUUUAACAUUGACGAGCGCUUCCCCGUCAUCAAAGAAGGAAGGACCCGGGGAAGCUUCUUCGGGUUCUCGGUGGCUCUGCACAAACAGACGGAGGGAUCCAGGAGAUACCUGCUCUUAGUAGGAGCGCCUAAAGAGAAGUCCCUGUCGCUGAGAAACGUGAAUGAAACCGGUGCUGUCUACUCUUGUCCCAUCACCACAGACACCACCGACUGUACUCGGAUGGACUUGGUCAGCUCAACAAACCCAUCAGAGAUGGUGGAGGGCAUGUGGCUUGGCGUGACGGUGGCCAGCCAGAGGGACCAGCCAGGGGGACGCGUACUGGCUUGUGGGCAUCGCUAUGUGAAGAUCAUCCAGGGGGGCACAGAGGAGCAGCGCCGGAUGGUGGGGAAGUGUUUUGUUAGGGGCAACGACUUGACCUUUGACCCCAGUGAUGAGUGGCAGGCUUACAGCUAUGAGGUGUGCAACCCCAACUUUGACAUGGAGCUGGAGGGCAUGUGUAACAUGGGCAUCUCCGGGGGAAUGACGGACACGGACGUUUACAUUGGAUCUACUGGCAGCUACGUGUGGCAAGGUAAUGUUCAUGUCACCUGGAGAGAUCCAGAUCCAGCGAACUCCUGGGACUCCAACGUCAAGGACUUUGGACAGCUGAACAAACGUUACAGUUAUAUGGGUUAUUCGGUGCUGGAGGACAGGAAGCUGCUGCACCGUGAUGACCUCACGGUAGUGACGGGGUCUCCCAGGGAAGAGUCCAAGGGCUCUGUGACACUGGGCAAGAAAGAGGAUGCCAACAUCCUCCCGGUGCUGGUCAUUCCUGGAGAACAAGUGGGCUCAUACUUUGGGAAUAGCUUGGCAGUCACCGACCUCAACAAUGACGACUGGAACGACCUGAUUGUGGGCGCUCCAUUCUACUUUGACCGUAUGAAGGAUGAGGGUGGAGCCGUAUAUGUCUUCAUGAAUGAGAAUGGAUCCUUCCAGAAGACGCCGAGCCGGGUCCUGAAGGGCCCCGUCGCCUCCGCCUUCGGUUUCGCUGUGGCCGCCAUUGGAGAUAUCAACCAAGAUGGAUUCCAAGACUUUGCUGUGGGAGCGCCGUUCCAUGAGACGGGGAAGGUUUACGUUUGGAUGGGAAGUAAGAAGGGAAUCUCAGAGGAACCUAGUCAGGUGAUAGAAGGUAAAUCUGUGGGUACCAGAGGUUUCCAAACGUUUGGCUACUCCAUCAGUGGAGGGAUGGACAUGGAUGACAACAGGUACCCGGACAUCCUGGUCGGCUCACUGGACGACCGCAUCGCGCUGCUCAGGGCGCGACCGGUCAUCCACAUUUCCAAGAAUCUCACAGUACAACCAAAGAUUGUGGACCCUAAUCAGUGUCCUCCUGGAAACAAGCCAUGCAUUACAGUGACUGUCUGCUUCUCCUACACAUUAAGUAAUGGUAACAAAGAUUUCAAGAAAAAUAUCACGGUGAAGUACACGGUGGAGGCCGACGCUGAGAGGAGAAGGAGUCCUCGUGUUCGUUUUCUGGCCAAUAAAGACGACUCGUACACAGGCCUCCUCACCAUGGACUCCCCCAGAGCCCGAUGUCAGGCCCUGCAGCUCAGUGUGGUGGCUCCUGUGAGGGACAAAUUGGAGCCGGUAGUCUUCUCCCUCAACAUGUCUUUACAUGAACAGAAAGCAAAAUCCCGACGCUCCCUCCAGAACCUGGACUUCUUCCCAGUCCUCAGCCAGAAACAGAAACUCACUCAGAGGACUGAGAUCAACUUCCAGAAGGAGUGUGGUUCAGACAACAAGUGUUCCAGUAACCUGCAGCUAACCGCUGAUUUUGCCGACGACAAGGAGAUAUCCUAUCCCAGGAAGGGCGGGUAUCAGGUGCUGGAGUACAACAGCUCCGUGAAGAAGGUGAUGCUGAUGGUGGAAGUGACCAACCUGCCAGCUUCUGGAAAACUAGCUGAGGACGCCCACCAAGCCACUCUUAACGUCAGCAUUCCCGACACGCUCAGCUACUCGGCUGUCAGGUCCAAGGACAAUAUAGAAUGCCACCCUGAAGACACGGUGUUGUGUGAGUUGGGGAAUCCAUUGAAGAGCAAUGACAGGGUGUCUCUCCAGCUCACCUUUGAAACAACAGGGAUUAGUCUGUACACACAGGAGAUAGACUUCCAGCUUCAGUUGUCCACGCUGAGUGAGCAGGAUGACCUGAGUCCUGCCUUGGUGGUGCUGAAGAUAGAGAACACCAUCCUCCCCUCCUUCACCAUAGACAAGCGUUUGGUCCAGACCUUCUUCAGCGGGGAGGUGAUGGGCGAGUCGGCCAUGGUCAGCACCGGAGACGUAGGAAGUCCGGUGCAGUUCACCUUCAGCGUGGAAGUACGGGGGGAGCCGCUGAGGGACAUGGGGACUCUGGCUGUGGAGUUCCAGUGGCCGUUCGAGGUCGUCAACGGAAAAUGGCUCCUUUACCUGACGGAGGUCGCCUUCAGUGGGACGUCAGAAACGAACUGCGAUCCUCCAGGAGACGUCGUGAACCCGCUGAACCUGAAGCUGUUAGAGAACAGGAGUCGGCGUCCCAAGCGACAGAUCGCGGCGGAGGACGGCGUGGACGUCAACCAGCCUCAGCUCAUUGAACCGCAGGCAGCCAUCACACUUCUCACCCCACGUAAAGAGACCUACCUGCUGGAUUGCUCUGAACGGACGGCACGGUGCGUGACCUUCACCUGUCCGCUGGUCAACAUGACCAACACAGCCAAGAUCAUCAUCCGGUCUCGCGUCUGGAACAGCACCAUGUUGGAGGACUAUUCCAAUGCCUUGAGGGUCAAGGUCAAAGGUCAGGGUACAUUAAAACUAAUCACAGACAAACCAACCAUCAAGAUGGCCAGUGAAACCAUAGAGUUCACGGUGGACAUUGACCCGGUACUAGGAGAGGAGAUGCCCUACCAGAUCCCACUGUGGAUCAUCAUCCUGGCUGCUGUGGCAGGAAUACUUCUUCUUGGAGUCAUCAGUCUUAUUCUGUGGAAGUGUGGUUUCUUCCGGAGGGCUAGCAGGAGGGAGAUGUAUGAGGCCAAGGCCCAGAAGGCUGAGAUGAAGAUCCAGCCCUCUGAGACAGAGAGGCUAACUGAAGACUACUGACACCUCCUAAAAUGUGGAGGUCCUCCAACACACCAUGCGGGUUUCUGGCUUGGAUUUUUCAAGCGGGCUAUCUACUACCGGAUAAUGCCAAAGCACCGCGGGGUGAAGAUCUGCCAGGCUGAACGCUACCAGCUCAAUCUGGGCUUUCAGCCCGAGGAGCCGCAGAAGAAGUAUUGGAUCACCAACUGGACAGGGACUCAGCUUUACUACUGACCGCUCAGCCAUUUUCACCUCACAAACUUUUUGACGGUGGCCAAGUGAAGACAGAAGAUUUGAUUUGCAAGCCACAUGAGCUGCGGGGUGAAUGGACCGACCGUGAAUAGUGCAUUCAUUGUAGGACUUUAUUGUUUUCUAGAAAUUGCAGUUGAUUUUGAUCUUCAGUGCAAUAUGCCAAACCUUCAUCACACAGACUGUCAUUGUUCAGUAUUUUUGGAUGAAAGCAGUGUCGUACGUUGGAACAGAGACUAACUGUUUUAGAUUCAGUUGCUGUUGUUGGAUCUGUGUAUGGGAAAAGGCUUUUGCAUGAACACUUUCUCAUUCCUUUGUUGAUCAUUUUUCCAUCCACUUGUCCUCAGUGUGGAGCUAAUGAUAAUCACACACACACAUUUCCCUUAUUUCUGUUUUGUGUCUCAUCACAGUGGGUCUGUCUGCUUAACUGUGUGUAAUUGUUCUUUGGGCUCUAUCAGCAGGUAUUGGUUGGUUCUUACAGUAGUUUCGGAGAUCAUCUUUUAUAGUGUGAAUGCCACUCGUAUGAGUGAACAACAAAGUGCCUUAUCUGAGUGUUGGUUUCAUCGGUUUGCAUACAGCAAGUUUUUUACUGUGAGUUUCUGUGGAUCUCAGCAACAUCGUUGAAGCACAUGAUUAAGGUGUGGUUAGAGAUGAUCGACCUGCCUGCUUAACCUGAAUUUAGAACAGGUAAACUCAGUUCUAGUUUUCUGCUGUAAUUUCAAUCUAGCUGCCCCCAAACACUCCAUGUACCGCUAAUGGAGGCACAGUGGUGUUUGUGUAUCUCUGAAAUAGGCCAAUAUCUGGUGACGGGAUGACAGGAGUGUACUUGAAUUCUCAAAGGUCCUUUAACUGAUGAUUUUUAUUUAUUAUGUUCUUCUAUGUGAGCACCUGCAUAUCCCCAAAUCAUCACAUUCUGGGAGUCGCAACACUGGAACAUGUAUCACUGUGUCAUGACAUCGUAGGCUGUGGUUCAGAAGCAGUGUGUCAUCUGCAAAUCGUGACAUCAACAUGAGUUGAGCUAUUUAAGGGUUGGAAAUUAAUUCAUGUGUAUUUCUACAAUAUCUUCUGUUCUGUGUCCUGUUGUAUGUCUGCUUUGUAGUUUUAUACAAGUCAGCAAGGUACCACUUGUACUUUGUUUAAGCCCCGUUAGUGUUCAUCAACACUGAAAAUACACUGAAACUGAC
Molecule: messenger RNA, 4621 nt
Organism: Lampris incognitus (smalleye Pacific opah)
Lineage: Eukaryota; Metazoa; Chordata; Actinopteri; Lampriformes; Lampridae
Gene: itga3b
Product: integrin, alpha 3b
Exons: 26
Coding region: 42-3209 (1055 amino acids)
Biological process (GO): cell-cell adhesion; cell adhesion mediated by integrin; cell-matrix adhesion
Cellular component (GO): external side of plasma membrane; integrin complex
Molecular function (GO): integrin binding
Source: RefSeq, a predicted model, not a curated record